Molecule: messenger RNA, 414 nt
Organism: Nycticebus coucang (slow loris)
Lineage: Eukaryota; Metazoa; Chordata; Mammalia; Primates; Lorisidae
Product: tryptophan 5-hydroxylase 2-like
Exons: 4
Coding region: 1-414 (137 amino acids)
Biological process (GO): aromatic amino acid metabolic process
Cellular component (GO): neuron projection
Molecular function (GO): iron ion binding; tryptophan 5-monooxygenase activity
Source: RefSeq, a predicted model, not a curated record
AUGUUUAAGUGCUAUUUCUUCACAAUCGAGUUUGGCCUUUGCAAACAAGAAGGACAACUGUGGGCAUACGGAGCAGGGCUGCUCUCCUCCAUUGGGGAAUUACAGCAUGCCCUUUCUGACAAGGCAUGUGUGAAAGCCUUUGACCCAAAGACAACUUGCUUACAGGAGUGCCUGAUCACCACCUUCCAGGAGGCCUACUUUGUUUCGGAAAGUUUCGAAGAAGCCAAAGAAAAGAUGAGGGACUUUGCAAAGUCCAUCACCCGCCCCUUCUCAGUGCACUUCAAUCCCUACACUCAGAGCAUUGAAAUUCUGAAAGACACCAGAAGUAUUGAAAAUGUGGUGCAGGACCUUCGCAGCGACUUCAACACCGUGUGUGACGCCUUGGACAAGAUGAACCAGUACCUUGGGAUCUGA